GAGUCGUCGGCGGCCGGUCACCACAGCCAUCGGUGUUCCCUCAUCUCCAACCCAACCCAGGGCACCGCUCAGUCUCCAUCUACGACCAUGACAAAUUGGCAAUUAACGGUGUCGAGAUUUGGGGAUUCACGAGCCUCACAACCCUACAAGACAAGACAAUGCCACCAACAACCGGAGAUGUCCUACACCAAAAGCAGAAGAGACACAAGGCAUCUUUUGGGUACAGAGUGCAAUACCUAAAGAACUAUCCGCUCUAAUGUAUUAAGGGUAAGCUUUUUCCAUUGUGUAGCUACAUAUUGUCCACAGAUAUAGAACUGUUCGACCAGUGGAUGUGAGCUCAGUUCACUGAAGCACUUCCCCUUCUCCUUCGCCUUUAAAUGCACUGCCUCGCCUUGUGGUUUGCCAUCUCCCUGCGCUUGUCUCUGCAUUCAGAGGCGAGGAAAUAGAGCAGAAGAAAUGUCGGGCAGAGGCAGCAGGAUCACUGAUGAGGAGAUCAACGAGCUCGUCUCCAAGCUGCAGUCGCUGCUCCCCGAGUCCCGCCGCAGGAACACAGGCAGAGUAUCUGCGUCGAAGCUGCUGAAGGAGACGUGCAGCUACAUCAAGAGCUUGCACCGCGAGGUGGACGACCUGAGCGACCGGCUCUCCGGCCUCAUGGUGACCAUGGACAGCAACAGCCCUCAGGCUGAGAUCAUCAGGAGCCUCCUCCGAUCCUAGGGAGAGUUGUACUGUCGUUUUCAUGCUUCUUUAGUGCAGUACCAACCGAGAUCUGUGGGUUAGAGAGAUCAAACAAUAAGUGCUAGCUAGUUUACUAGCACCGCCACGGUGCUUGAUGUUAUUGCAGCUGCAUGCUUGAGUUGUCUCUUUCAUGGCAAUCCAGGCUGGAGAAACUAUCAUGUAUUAGCCUUCUUA
Molecule: messenger RNA, 909 nt
Organism: Musa acuminata AAA Group (dessert banana)
Lineage: Eukaryota; Viridiplantae; Streptophyta; Magnoliopsida; Zingiberales; Musaceae
Product: transcription factor ILI3-like
Exons: 2
Coding region: 457-714 (85 amino acids)
Biological process (GO): regulation of DNA-templated transcription; regulation of growth
Molecular function (GO): protein dimerization activity
Source: RefSeq, a predicted model, not a curated record